AUGAAUUUAUUCUAUGUUAUUUACUUUUUUCUGUUCCUUCGAAAAGCGUAUGCUGAUAAGAAUACUUUGCCAGUGUUCAUGAUUGACCAAGACCAAACCAUGCUCCAUAUCAGUUUAGAUCCCAACCCAUUUGACAAAAUGAGCACCUCAAAGUUUGCGAAUAUUAUCCACGAGUCAAUGAAACAUAGCUCAGGCAUUAUCAUAUUCGUUGAAGAGUAUUUUAGUAUUGAAGAUAUAAGUCUCAAGGAUAAAGAGGGUUCACCGUACGUAAAUUUGCGCCGCAGCAUGCAGGACAACAAAGCAAAAUAUUUUCCUGCUGUUAUAGAGCCUUACAAAUUGCUAUCACAGUUAUUUCCAGCUCACAAAUAUAACGUUUUCUAUCUCAAGUCUCGUACAAAGCUCGAGUUAAUGAAUUCUUUUAAGUAUUUAUAUAUAUAUUUUCAAGACGGAGUGAAUGAAACUAGAGCCAAUGUAUUGAGGCGUCAUGAUUUGAUUAUUCGUGAGGUUUGUUUCGUUGUCAGUCAGUUGAAACAUGCGCCUGUUAUUGCUUUUUACACGGGGAAGACUAAUCCAGUGAAAACUGAAAAGUUACAUUUUGUGCCGAUUAAACCCAUCCCCAUACCAAAAGAUUUAGGUGUAAUGGUUGUAUCAUCUGGUGGACUGUUUCGGUUUUCUGACGUGUUUGCAGCAACCCCGAAUCGUCGUUCAAUUUUCAACCAAUUGCCAAUGAUAGCAGAAGAAACAUGGUCAAGACAGAGCAUGUCCACCAAGAUGGCCUACACUGACUUCGAAUUGGAGUUUAACUUUAGCUUCUUGAAGGAUCGGUGGCUUUUAGAUAACGUGGCAUUGUUAGAGGCGGGUGAAGAGGUGGGACGUACGAUCAUGGGAGUCGGAGCCCCAUGGAACAUGUCGUAUGUUUGCGGAGAGCCUUUAGUUAUAGUCAACUCCAGGGACGGCAGCGCCGUUACUAUAUCUCGGUAUCAGAUCCAGCCCCGCAGGAGACACUCUCGGCGAGAUGAUACUGACGAAGAAGCCCCAGAGGCACCACCCGCUGAUGGGGACGGCGAAGACGGAGGCGGGGGCGACGGUGGCGGUGAUGCUGAGCCCCCUAGUUUCGACAAGAGCUUGAACUGUGGCCCUUACUUCAGUGCGCCUAUAGUGACGACCCUUAUGGUGACUUUCAUAUGUCUUUUAAUUUUAACAUACGGUAUUGUUUCCAUGAUGGCUAUUAGGAGUAAUGACCGCUACGAAGAUCCGAUGUCCAAGCCACUGCUGCAUCCAGAAAAUUAG
Messenger RNA from Arctia plantaginis, 1290 nucleotides. Lineage: Eukaryota; Metazoa; Arthropoda; Insecta; Lepidoptera; Erebidae. The record is from the annotation of a GenBank genome assembly.